AUGGCUACGUCGCAGUCAAACAAGACGCAGCGUCAUUGGCGUGUGCUGCGAAAUGCGCUAUUGCGCUCAACGCCCAGUCGAGCUUCAGCAUCAGUGGAUGCGACAGGGACCACAGCAUCGUCCAUUGCCACCGAGUUCUUCCCGCUAGUAUUUGUGCACGAGAAACGAAAGGAUGCGAAGCGUGUAACUAUCGCGGAGUUGAUGAGCCACCAGGUGAACCAGGGUGUGGAUAAUACAGGAAACAUUCGGACAUGGCCGUCCGAGCAGAUCCUGUUGUACUUCAUGCUCUCGAGUGGUGUUUGUUCGCAGGUUCAACGCCAAGGAACUGAAGGUGAUUUGUUACCUGUUUCGUGCUGCGAGUUGGGCAGUGGUAUGGCGGGUCUGGCCAGCUUAGGACUGUUGGCUUGUGAUCCUGUCGACUUUGAGCGCGUCAUUAUGACAGACGGUAAUCCGCUCUCCGUGAAGAACCUGCAGCUAUGCGUAGAAGAGAACAGGGCGCAGCAAGUAUUCUCUGCUCGUGCUCACUGCACGAAAGUCACGGCGGAGCUGCUGCGGUGGGACCGUAACGUCACUUUGCCUGAAGACUUGCAGCACCAGUUCGACCUCGUAUUCGCCAGCGACUGUCUAUUCUUCGAGGAGUUCCACGAAGAUCUUGCAUGCACCAUAAAGAGUCUUUUGCGCCGUGGCUCCGGACGCUGCCUGCUCUUACAGCCAAGCCGCAAUGGCUCCAUGGAGCGCUUCUGCGUCAUUGCCGAACGUCACGGCUUCGCCAUUCGCCAGUCCCGAGACUUCGAACCCAGUAUCGUCCGCAAGCACGAAAAAUACCUGCAAUCACGACCAGAUUACGUGCCUGAUGUACAUUUCCCGGUGCUGCUCACACUCACAAUAGCCACGUCAUAG
This is a messenger RNA of Phytophthora infestans T30-4, 900 nucleotides long. RefSeq lists its product as uncharacterized. Bases 1 to 900 code for a protein of 299 amino acids. Gene Ontology annotation, cellular component: cytoplasm. Lineage: Eukaryota; Oomycota; Peronosporomycetes; Peronosporales; Peronosporaceae. The transcript is spliced from 2 exons. Gene Ontology annotation, molecular function: calmodulin-lysine N-methyltransferase activity. The record is from RefSeq and is a predicted model, not a curated record.